AUGGCCAUCAAUACCGAAAGCUCCCCACUGCUUCCCAACUCAGUCUCACAUUCAGCCCAAGACAAACCCACGAUUAGUGGAUCACUCAAGGCGCUCUUCUUUUCCUCCAAAUUCAAUUUGCUGCUCAUCUUUGUACCGCUAUCAUUGGCAUUCUCUUAUGGUGGUGCACCAGAUACCGUUGUUUUCAGUCUCAAUUUCAUGGCCAUUAUGCCACUCGCAAAACUCCUGGGAUUUGCCACGGAAGAAUUAGCCAUGAUGUCUGGACCCACCAUUGGCGCAUUACUAAAUGCUACAUUUGGCAAUGUCGUGGAGCUGAUUCUUGGCGUUAUUGCUCUCAAAGAUGGUUUGAUCCGUGUUGUUCAAGCAUCCGUCAUGGGCUCGAUUUUGUCUAAUAUUUUACUGGUACUCGGCUUUUGCUUCUUGUUGGGUGGUGCUGGCCGAAUUGAUCAACAAUUCAGUAUGACAGCUGCACAAACAUCCUCUUCGCUUUUGGCCAUCACUACCUUGUCAUUGCUUGUACCUGCUGCUUUUGCUGGCACUGCUGUUGCCUCCGCAAAGGAUACUGAGAUUGGUGUGCUGAACCUAUCCCAUGGCACUGCUAUUGUUUUGCUCAUCGUCUAUGGCUUGUCCCUCUUUUUCCAGCUCAAGACCCACCGUCACCAGUAUGAUGAUGGUGAUGAGAGUGAGGAUGAUGAAGAAGAGCCCCAAACUACAAUGACAUUUUCGCUUCUCUCUCUCUUGGCAAUUGCUGGUCUAGUCUCGGUUCAUGCGGACUUUUUGGUUGGAGCUAUUGAAGGCGUAGUCGACCAGUGGGAAAUCAACGAGACGUUUGUCGGUGUCAUUCUCUUGCCUAUUGUUGGAAAUGCGGCCGAACAUGUGAGCUCUGUUACAUUUGCUAUGAAGAACAAGAUGAACCUCAGCAUCAAUAUCGCUAUUUCUUCAUCCCUUCAAAUUGGCUUGUUCGUCACUCCCGUGCUUGUAAUUGCAGGAUGGAUCUUUGAUCAGCCAAUGACACUCUUCUUUGAAGAUUUUGAAACAGUCGUUCUCUUUGCCAGCGUGUUUGUUGUCAACUACCUGAUUCAGGAUGGCCGCUCCAACUGGCUUGAAGGUGUUUUGUUAUUGGCCUCGUAUACCAUUAUCUCUCUUGCAUUCUGGUUCCAUCCUGUAACAUCCCUCAGCAAUGGCUUGCGACUCCACUAA
Messenger RNA from Lichtheimia ornata, 1200 nucleotides. RefSeq names its product calcium/proton exchanger. Lineage: Eukaryota; Fungi; Mucoromycota; Mucoromycetes; Mucorales; Lichtheimiaceae. The record is from RefSeq and is a predicted model, not a curated record. Gene Ontology annotation, biological process: intracellular calcium ion homeostasis; calcium ion transmembrane transport. The transcript has 11 exons. The coding region runs from base 1 to 1200 and encodes 399 amino acids. Gene Ontology annotation, cellular component: membrane. Gene Ontology annotation, molecular function: calcium:proton antiporter activity.